AUAUGUUUUCUUUACAGUCGAGUAUGUUUCCUAGUUCCGAAUUUGGAACAGCAAAACUGCCGCCUUUUAGUGCUCCAGGUGGAUGUUUUGUCAACUACAAUCAAGAAAUUCCUGAUUCGAAACUUGUAAACUAGGUUAUGUUUAUAAAAUGCUUGUAGUAAUGUCAGCACAAGCAGUUUCAUAGGAACUGUAACGUGCUAUGCAAUCACGACCGGAAUAAUCCCGGCCAUCUCGGGGUUCAUAAAGAUCAGCACCGGUGAUUUGGGAGACGAUGUGCUCGAGAAGGAGAUCCCGAUGCCUGUGGCUGGCUCGUGGCUGCCGUUCAGCAUCAACAACCUCUCCACCUAUUCGCUGCUGGCAGGCUUCCAGCAGUUCGCCAUCUCUCUGCACCUGUUCAUCUACAUGGGCUGGUUCGCCAUGACCUCCUCAGCUAUGAUGAACAUCAGUUCGGCGCUCAAGCUGUUGGCCUGCUUUGUUGAUGAAAUGGAUGAACGUCUCGGAGGCAUUGUAGAGGGCAAACCGCUUGAUCUCUACAUAAAGUUCAUGGUCGAUUAUCAUAAUGCAAUUUACAAGACAAUCAAAGACUAUGACAGUGCUACAGCAGUUAUGAUGCUACUCUUAUAUGCUGUAUGCGUGGUUGAGCAAUGUGUAUCAUUCUUUUGUAUUUAUGAGGUAAAUGACAGAGGCAUGCAAAUUACAUUCUUGGGAGUAUUAAUCGUUAAUAUUCUCAUUCUGGGAUCAUUCACAUUUUUUGGACAAUUCAUUAUUGAUGAGGGAGAAAAAUUACGACUUUCUUUAAAUCACAGUAACUGGAUAAAUAAAUGUAAUAGCUACAAGAGAAGUCUACUCAUCAUUAUGGCCAAUACACAAAAGGAUGUAGCACUGAAACCUGCCGGACUUUAUGUCUUGGAUAGACACACUAUCAUGCUAAUUGCUAAUGCCAGCUACUCUUAUCUGAGUUUGAUGAGGAAUUUCAAAAAAUAGCAUAAGGAACAACACAGUGAUAGCGAUUCAUGGAGAGAACUUGAUUAUCAUAAUAAAUUCAGUUAAUAGGUAAAUAGUAGUGAGUAAAAUUAUGUUGAAUCUCUUCAA
Messenger RNA from Nilaparvata lugens (brown planthopper), 1092 nucleotides. RefSeq lists its product as uncharacterized. Gene Ontology annotation, biological process: sensory perception of smell; detection of chemical stimulus involved in sensory perception of smell. Gene Ontology annotation, cellular component: plasma membrane. The transcript has 6 exons. The coding region runs from base 295 to 984 and encodes 229 amino acids. Gene Ontology annotation, molecular function: odorant binding; olfactory receptor activity. NCBI's taxonomy places the organism in Eukaryota, Metazoa, Arthropoda, Insecta, Hemiptera, Delphacidae. The record is from RefSeq and is a predicted model, not a curated record.